UAAACAUCCGCCAUGAAGAAAGAACCACUGUCAAAUUGCAGACGAGAUGUGAUGAAUUAAAAAGGUUUUAUGCACAUACGUCCCAAUGUCGUCGGCAUUGGCGAGGCUGAGAAAGUCUAAUAAAGAUGGGGACAUUAAAAAAGCUGCACAAAAAGUCUCUGAUCCAAAGAAAGAUACCAUUACCAGAUUAAGACAUCUAAGAACAGUGCUGGAAAACUAUGAAACAGCAGAAGCAAAAAAGUUCUUUGAGGAUUCAUACUCUCACAUUUAUUACAUUUUCUUCGACAAUUUUGUCACCAUUGAAACAGAUUUAAAGCAGCGAGCUAACAAAACUCACAGAGAAGAACUCGAUCACAUUUUACUGAUAUUUGAAAAAAUUAUAGUGUUUUUACCUGAAGUUAUUCAAAGAAGAUGGAUGUUUCACAGUAUUGGCAGGAUAAUGAAGAAACUAUUACAUCCAGGCAAUGGAUUGAGGUUACGUCGAGAUGGUAUGCGGCUGUUUCUGAUGUGGUAUCAGAUACUCCAAGAGCAUGCAGGCGAGGAAUGUCAUGAGAUAUUCCUGCAGCUGAUCCCCGGCCUAGGGGAUGGGGAGCAUCAGAACACGCUGUACGGACGCACCGCAUCCACCCCAGAUAUCCGUGAGUCUAAUUCAAGCAUUACAAUCAGAGUUUCACAACAGGAAUGUAUUCUACGCAUUCUGAAAGGUUUUGGUUAUGGUGGUAUUAUUGCAGCAGGGGAGAUAACUCCAAUCCUUCCAGUGCCUGGGGAGAAACAGCCUGAGAACAUUACCAAGUUCUUCUUUGAAGCAUUUCUGCAGUUUAUGGUGUCAGAAGUGAGCAAAAUUGAGUGGAAAAACAAAAGCAUGAGGGAGGCCAGUUUCUUAUUCCUGUUCAACAAGUUCAAGCAGUCAUAUCUAAUGUGGCUGAUGCCAAACUUUGACAAGAACAGAACCAUCUAUAACCCUGACCUAGGAUUGCCUGGGUUACGGACGUCUGAACAUACUCAGAACACUGAUGAACCAGACAAUGUGUCUGAAUGUAGAGAUAUCUUCAUCCGCUGGCUCACAACCUUCACUAUAUCAUCCAGGAAGCCAGACCCAGAUGCUAAAUUGGGUGUACAUCUGUCCAGCUCAGCCCUGGCUGACGAGGGUGAAGGCGAGGGUAAGGGGACCAGUGAGGGGGCAGACGCAAGGGAGGGGGACGGAGAACCGGCCCCUGGGAGCAACACAAGCACCCUGUCUGGCCUGUCUAACAGCUCUCACCCUCUAAUGGAGAGGGACUCCCCAAACAACAGCUUCAGCCAGGAUGUUGUUCACAGCCCCUCUGAGUAUGAGAUUGUACGCCAUGUCAUGUACUCCACCAGGGCUAACGUUGAUAUUCUACAUGAAAUAUUCCGACAGGCUCUGCUGUUCUCAUUCAAGCAUGGUAUGGCCAUACGUCGAGUGAUUGCUGUGUACAAGGAUUGGUUUCAGUGCGAGCCCGAGUCACUGCCUGUAUUUAUGUUGGAUCCAAGUGAGACGCCUGGCCCCUACCCCCUGGGUCUGCCAUCCGACCUGUCUCAGAGCCUCUCUGAUAUUCUCGAGGAGGAGGGCUCCAUUGACUCGGUGGAGUCUGCACCUAUCUACAACCCGCUGCAAGCAUCCCGCGACUCUGGUGACCUGAAGUCGUGGCUGCGCAACGCCUCGUACCUGGGUGCUGUUCAGGACCUGGCCGAUGGAGGAGACUACUCUCAGUAUGAUGUGAGGGCUGGCCAGCAGAAACUUAUCCAGCUUUGCUUUACCAACAUGGCCAAUGUCUUCCUGCUGCGGUCUGAGUCAGAGGCGCAUCUCAAUGAACAGGUCGACAUAUGUAAGAGGGUUCUCAAUAUCUACAGGCAGUUGGUGGUUAAGAUCCCUAUGGAGCAAAAAACAUGGGAGCAGAUCCUGCGAGUGUUGCUGUGUAUCACCACAGGGGUGCAGGGGGAACAGGCCGGGGUCAGUCGUAAUCGGGGACUGGGUAUGCGCCUAGCACAGCCCAUAUUUCAGACCCUGAUAGUGACCUGGAUCAAGUCCAACCUGCAGCAGUACAUCAGUGUGGAGCUCUGGGACCAGUUCCUACAGGUCAUGUCUUCUCUCACAUCAUGGCCUGAACUCAUUCACGAAUGGGCUAAAACCAUGAUGACCCUGACUACUGUAUUUGCCAAGCAUGUAUAUAGCCUUGACCUUGGAAACUUGCCCCUAGAACGCCUCACAGAGCAGAAAGAGAAGAAACGACGGCAGGGCAAGCAGUGUUCAGAGAACAACAAGUCUAAAGUGGAAACCAGUUUCUCGAAGGUCUGGAGCAAAUCUGGGGAAACAGAGCAGCUUGCAAGCGGCCAGGCCUCCACGUUUGAACGGUCGCAAACCAAGUACAAAAGUGAUGGUGCAGGAGGCAGCAGGUCCCGGCCCGACAUCCCGGGCAAGCAGCGCUCCCUCAGUGGGACCCCUUCCCCCUGUCACUCCCGGUCAGCGUCCGCCUCCUCUGACCUCGCAAACCUAGUCCGUAGCAACAGUGAGGGAAACAUCACUGACCCGGCACAGCUGGCUGAAAGAAUCAAAGGGAUAAUGUCUCGCAGCACUGUCUCCCCCAGCUGUAAGUCUAAUUCCGCACGCAGUCUAGCUACCGCUCUGCUAGCCACCAUGGGGCCUGAUAUAAAUAAAACCUCUGAUGCAGCAGAAAAUGCAGAUGACCAGGAGCUUGCGUCUUUGACCUCCGUGCCCUCUGUGACCUCGCCAGUGGAGACGCCCAGCAGUGAGUCUGCAUCAUCUGCCCUCCAGGAUGCCAUGGACCACAGUGGCAGCGUCAGCUCAGAGAGAUCAGACACAGACACCGUCAGGCGAUCUCGCUCCCCCUCGCCCACAUCAGCUCAGUACCGUAUCGGGACCCGCACCCCGUCCCCCACCCCUAGCAGCGAGCUGGGUGUAGAUCUGCCCUGCACCCACAAGGACAGCCCUACCCCCGAUAGGGACAGUCUCCAUAUAGAGAUUGUUACCAGCAGUGUGGACCACAACAGAGGUUCCCUUGAGAAGUCUGUGCUGUCGGGGGGCACGUGUCAAGGCUGGCUGCCAGACGUUGCAGUGGUGAUGUGGCGCCGCAUGCUGGGGGCCCUGGGUGAUGUGAACAAGAUAGAGGACCCGGCCAUACACGCCUCUGUCUUCGAGCAUUUGUGUGAGCUACAUGAGACUCUCUGUCGAAUGCGGGACAAUCUGGGUGUAACAGUGGAUAACCAGUCUACCCCCACCCCACCUGAGUUGAUUCCACCUCAGACAAUCUUCUCUUCAUGGCUGUUUGAGUGCCUUACAUUGAGCAACAAGUACAAGAAGGGCAAGCUGCUGGCCUACCAGCUCCUGUGUCAGAUGAUGAUCCGCGCACCCGACAUGAGCCUCUCCCAGGACCUGCUUGCACACUUCUACUACAUCCUUCACACAGGGCUUAACUCUCAGGACCAGGAUGUGCGCAACGUGCUUAUAAAGUACAGUGGGCCAAAGUUGUUCUACACGCCAUUGCCUGGCCAUACCAUGCUGUUGAUAGAUGUUGUCACUGCUACAGAAUCUGUCAUAAACUCACUAGAUGUCAAAGAGAGCCCACGUCUAGAAGCAGUUUCAAUCCUGGGUUCGCUGGUGUGUUUUGCCAACCACUACAAGGACAUCCCAGCUCUGCAUGCAGACAUGGAGAGAUCUACAGUCAAGGCUGACCUUGUUAUGGAGCGUGUUGUUAACCUGCUGUUGAAAGCUGGAAAACGGGAGCCAGCUGGUCUGGCAAGAUGUAUAGCCAUCAACAGCCUGGGUAUAUUUCUGUAUGAGGAGAUAUCGCACGGGACACGAAACCAUGUCAAGUUUGCAGAGGCUGUCAAUGUGUUGCUGGCAACAUUAGGGUGUAAGGACCGCCAGGUGGCCAAGACAGCGACAGACAUGCUGGCCCUGCUGGCAGACCAUGUGGACAAGUUCCUGGAGUUCCAUCCAGGCCUGCCCAAGAAAAUUGUACAGGUUCUCAGCAGUACGGUCUGUGUGCUGGUACCUGCAAAUGGUCAGAUCCAGUCAGAGGAGGAGAGGAGGCUCAUGGUUGCCAUGGUGAUGUGUGUGGGUGACUGGUGCCUCAAGAUACCCAUGCACUGCCUGCUGGAGACAUCGGAGUUUGACAAGGGCUGCCUCAAUACUGUGUUCCAGAUGUUGAAUGUGGUAGUAAGUGGUCAUAGCAACACAACUCUAGAGACUGCCAGCAGGUGUGUGGGUGAUCUCUGGAACGACCCUGAAUAUCAAAACCUGCGCAAGGCCUCACAACCGGGCGGGGUAGGAAUGACGCCUUCCAACUCUUCUGGCAGCAUAGUGGUCAUAGACCGAGGCAAGAAAGGGACUGCAUCGCCCUCAUCAGCAGAGAAUAGUCAGACUACAAACAGCAGUGAUCCCGUGGUCCUGGUGGGGAGAUUGAUGAUGAAUCUGCUAGUGAACCACCUGAGCCACUUCCCGAUGGGUGUUGGAGCCUCGCGGCUGGUGGGCUCUGUCUCUGAGUACCACGACAUGCCGGACUUGAAUGUCGAUAACCUCAAAGUGGACCUGUUUGCUGCCCCUAAUAUACAGUUUUUCGUGCUUAAUCAAAGAACCCUCAUAUCUUUCGUUGAACUACCUGCUUUGCUGGACCUGCCUGGGGGAGGGGUUACUGCAGGCCUUACCACCGCCCACACUGUGUGUAGGGUGGUACUGAGGGACCUGACUGGAAAGUACUGCUGGGAGAGCUCCGUCCUGUACGGUCCACCCUGGUGCCCCAAGGGAUCGUACUUUGAAAAUGCAAGAACCCUACACGGCCUCACGGUUGGCAUGGAUACAGAGCCCCUUGUUGCCCCUGACGACAGUGAAGUAACCAUAACAACUACACCUAGACCUAGAGCCCUGUCUGAUCUGCCAAUGUUUGAGUCCACAGAGGCCUAUCAUGACAAUCUGUUUGAUUUGCUGGGCUAUGUUGGCCACACGAGCCCUGAGUGUCAGCUCUACCCAGGCAUUCCUCUGAACAUUGAGAGCCCAAUACCAGAGGACCUGAAUGAACAUGCAGAAACCUUGAUGAAGGACAUGCUUCUACAGCAGAAGAAUGCAGAGACACAGUACUUCAACAAGCACAAGAAUGAUGCCAAACGCAUGGAGGAUGAUCACAUGCUGGCGCGGCCACAGAUGCCCUCAGAGAACCAGGAACCAAUCUCCCCGUUCCAGAUGUGCCGCAUGCUCAUUGACCAGAUGGGUUUCCUGUCUUGGGAGAAAAGGUGCCAUUUUGAUUUGCUGAAGCAGUCGGACAAGCUCCGGAGGGAAAUUAAGCACAUGGAUGCCCAGAGAUGUCGUGAAACCCACAAGUUUGCAGUCAUCUAUGUGGCAGAGGGGCAAGAAGACAAAAACUCUGUGCUUUCAAACGCUGGUGGCAGUUCAAAGUUUGAGCACUUUGUGGCAGGGCUGGGCUGGGAGGUUGAUCUGGAGGUGCACAAGGGGUUCCUGGGGGGCCUGCAGCAGAACAAGACUACAGGGGACACAGCCCCCUACUAUGCCACGCCCACCUGCGAGAUUGUGUACCACGUCUCUACACGUAUACCCGAGGGGAGCGAGGAGUCCAGGCAUAUCAAGAUGCGACACCUUGGGAAUGACGAGGUGCACAUUGUGUGGUCAGAGCACACGAGGGACUACAGGCGGGGCAUCAUACCCACCGACUUUGGGGAUGUUCUCAUCAUCAUCUACCCACUGCCAUCAGGCCUCUUCAGGAUCCACAUUGACAGAAAGCCAGAGGUGCCACUGUUUGGCCCCUUGUUUAACGGUGCAAUAGUAGAUCAUCGCGUUCUGCCAGGACUGGUGCGUGCUACAGCUGUCAAUGCCAGUCGAGUCAUUCGCUCACAGAAACCAUUCUAUCACUCCUUUUUUGAGGAGAGGGCCCAGUGUCUGGACUCCAUCAUGAAGAACCAUGUGGACAAAACCAUCUUUGAGAAUUUUGCUGCAGAUGUCUUUGCACCCGUUCUACCUCCUAAUUCUACAAUUGUAGAAUCUCCGUCUGACUCAUCGCUUGCCAUGGCCCCUUCACUCUCCCAGAGCGAGAUCAGCCAAUCAAACGCCACCACCACCAAGUCAAACAGCACCCUGGACUCACAGGUGUCCCCAACUCCCUCACGCCAGAGCAGAGGGAGCCUGGCCUUGGACGUUCCUGACAAGGGUUCGCACGGUGAAGGGAACCCAUUCAUGAGAACAGCACGUCGGUUAUCACAGAAGAGACGCAAGAAUUCUACUAGUCGGUUGCCGCAGGCCUCAACUCCUCCUUCCAGUCCCAAUCUUUCUUGACACAUACUAUUUGCUAGAGUAUUUGAGCCAUGCUUUUUGAAUAGGGGGUUUAAUGCAUGCACAGGCAGACUGGACAGGCUAAUCUGGGACGACACUUUACGCACAUACAUUUCUAAGAAGAGACUUUGUUUAAACGAAAAAUAUCAUAAAAGCGUAGUGUUGUCCCUGAUUAUAUACAUGUAGCUUGGGCGGACAGCAGUGGCUAAUCUGUGAUGACACUUUACGCAUAUGCAUUUAACCCCUUUUUCACAGAGCACAGCUCAUUUAGUUUUAAUUUCUUUAGUUGUUUAUUUUGUUGUUGGUCAUUUUAUUCCAGCUAAUUUAUAUUCAUCUGAUCAGCAGUUUUAAGAGAAAAAUUAGAGCAAUUAAGUAAAAUGAACAAAACGCAGUGUAAAUGCUCUAUGGGCAAAUAUGGAUUGAAUAUACCUUGUUGUACUCUGGACUUUGGAAUUUUCAGGUUAUAUAUAUAAAUUACUCAUAUACAGUAUUAAUAUUAUUUAUUGACUAUAAUACAUUGAAGUGUUAUUCAUAGUGAAAACCGAUGUAUUCUUAAGUUCUUCUUUAUUCAAAAUUUAAUCCUUAAUUGUUAAUGAGGAUGGUACUUUUUGAUGCCUGUGACUGACUAAUAAAUUAAUUUGUAAAUAGACAAAUUAUUAUCUAGUUUGUACAUACUUAGAAUGAUAUUAUACUAGGAUGUUGGAUUAUUCAAUAUUUUAUAUUGGCUUCUUGAACUAAUAUUCAUGAAGUUUAUUGUGCUUGUUUGAAUUUGUUAUAUGGCUUUCAUUGUUUAUGAAGUGCUUUGGUAAUGUUCUUCAAAACGUUGUACUGAUAAGAGAUUUUCAUUAUUUCUGGAACAAAUCAUUUUGAUGUGUCAGUGUUUUCGCUCGUUGAGUUCAGAAUGUUUUGUUGCAUAUCAAUCCUAUCUAGUUGUGUAUACCUUGAGCAGUUGUAAGAUUAUUAGCAGUAUUUUCGUUUGAGGCAAUGUUGUGUUUGUCUUAAGGUAGCUCCACUGUAAUGAUUUCCGGCGAUUUCUUUAAAGAUCAAAGAGCCUUUUUACCUGUUUACUUAUGGAUAUCUUAUUUAAGCAGGUACCAAUGUGAAGUUGUUGUGGCUGAAUGGUUAAGGCGAUAAACUUGAAAUCUUUUGUGAUCUUCUCACGCAGGUUCGAAACCUGCAGACAACGCAUACUUUUUGGGACGUGUUUUAUUUACUUUUUAACGUAAUUUGAUUUAAAAUAGCAUAUAAGUUAUGUUUAUUGUUAAAAAUGUAGCAAUUUUAUGCACAUUCUUCAAUUUUUAAAAGGAAAACAACGUUAAUUAUGGCCAUAUUGGGUGAUUUACUGCUAAAAAUACGAAUCAUGCAUGUUGCAUUUUUAUUUUUAUUUCAAAAAGUUAAUGGUAAAACUGUCUAUUUCUUGGUAUUUUUGCUGUAUAUAGUGUAUCUAUAAAGACUAAGUUGAAAAUAUUACUUAAAUGAUACUAUUUUGAAUUUUAGGACUCUUUGUUUUUAACCAACCCAAUUUCUACUUGGCUGAAACCACUUACAUUUCAUGGCGCUCUUCCAUAGAUAACAAGUUAUGAAAAAUAAAUGUCUGUAAAAGAAUACUCAUUUCAUCUUGUUUAGACUUUAGACACCUUUACUGCAUCUGUACACACCAAUUGCAUGCCCAUAUUUGGAAAUCUGGAUGAAUUAUGGAACUUUCAUAUACCCCAGGGGUGCAAAUAAACUGGACAAAAGCCGAGCUUGGGGGUGGUUUUUAAAAAAUCAGUAUAUUCUUUUUAAAGCAUGGAAAGCCUACCUAAAAAAUUUGCAUGUAGUGCAGUAAAAUGAAGCUGAUUACGAAAAUAAUACAUUAGAUUAUAUUUGGAAAGGUGCUCAUUACAGUGGUGCUACCUUAAUAUUGGAAAGCAAAUAUCAAUAACGUUUUAUUCAUGCUUUUAAAUCUGCUAUUUUGAAAACACUGAUUUAAUGAAACUCGAUAUAUAAAGCCGUCUUUGAAACUAGUUUCUCAUUUGUACAAAUGUUUAUAGCAGAUGGAAUAUUUGACUGGCAAAAAUGACUUAGUUUGUUUUGUGUUAAAUAGCUUAGAUAAAUCUUAAAGAUGCUUAAACAAUCAUUUUAUACAGGAACACAUAUAAAUAAUGUUUUUGUACAACUUACUUUGUUACUAUUGUUACUGUUGUUUAUCUUGGCAGAUGCUUACAUCGGCUCUCACAUAUAUGUUAAUCAUGAGUUUCUAACUAAAUACAUUUCACCACAAAACUGCAUUUGUAAAUGCCAUUGAUCUUCAUACUUGUGACACAAAAUGAAUUUGUGCGAUAUAAUGUUGGCUGUAGAUAGCUUUGUAGGAUGGUUAGGUGACAUGUUUUACUGGACAGUGCAAUAUUAUUUAUAGUGGUUCUUUAACUGUGUUUAAACAGUCAUAAACCCUUGCAUAUCUAGUACAAUCAGGGCUUGGGAUCGAUUGAAUGCUUGUUGUCCCCAACUGGUGAAACCGGACGGGACUUAUGGUUUGCGCUCUGUGUGUCCGUCGGUAUGUCAGUCAGUCAGUUUGUCACACUUUUCUGGAUCCUGCGAUAACUUUAAAAGUUCUUAAUAUUUUGUCAUGAAACUUGAAACAUGGAUAGAUGGCAAUAUGGAGAUUAUGCAUGUCAUUUCAUUUUUUUCCUGCGUCAAAAAUUCUGGUUGCUAUGGCAACAAAUAUAUAUAUUAAAAAAUCUGACAAUUGUGGAGUUUCACCGGUAGAGGACCAUAUUGCUUGACAAUAGUCUUGUUUUACUUGUAAUAACUAUCCCUCACUUUGAAAUAUCAUUUGAAUGGAAAAAUACUAUCGAUGAACAACAUGAUAUGCAAUUGUGAGCAUGCAUUUCGGUAUAUUAUAUGUAUAUAUAAAUCUUGAUCAUUACACAACAUUCUUAAUUGAACCAGAUACAGGCACAACAUUCUUAAUUUAAUCAGAAACAGGCCAAGUGUGUGAACCAUUUACACGGUUUUAAGAAUCAAGUAUUGUUACUGAAAAAUGGGAGCAUUUGUUAAUAGUUUUAGGCCAAAAUGAAUGAUACUUAUUGUCAUCAAAAUAAGAAAUUUAAUUGCAAAAGCCCCAAAUCUUAUAUUAUAAUUUUAGACAAAGAAAAUGCUUCAUAUCUUCUUGUUUACAUAAAAUGAUCCUUAACAACCGCUGUAAGAAAAUUAACCACUUGACUGGAAGGCUCGUGCUAAUUAUGUUACAAUUAAACAUUGAAACAAUACACUGAUCUGUUUUUGUUUUGUUGAUACAGAUAGUAUUCUUAACUUAAAUCAGCAUUUUUGCAUGUAGAGAAAUAAAAUUAAUGUUAUCAUCAUUUUCAUGUUGAAACAAGUUUUUAUGCCCCCUUUCAAAGAUAAGGGGGCAUAUAGUGAUCCGACUGUCCGUCUGUCUGUCUGUCUUUUCGUUACGCUUUGCAUUAGAUAAAAAAAUGCUCAUAACUUCUAUGUGCCUUAAGAUAUAACCUUUAUAUUUGGUAUGCAUGUGUAUAUGGACAAGGCCUUUCCAUACGCACACACAUUUUUACCCCUGUGACCUUGACCUUGAACUUAGGGUCUGCGUUUAGGUUUCGAAAUCUGCGUUUAGGUUUCGAAAAAUGCUCAUAACUUCUAUGUCUCUUGAGAUAUAACCUUCAUAUUUGGUAUGCGUGUGUAUAUGGACAAGGCCUUUCCCUACGUACAAAAUUUUCUACCCCUGUGACCUUGACCUUGAACUUAGGGUCCGCGUUUAGGUUUCGAAAUCUGCGUUAAGGUUUCGAAAAAUGCUCAUAACUUCUAUGUCCCUUGAGAUAUAACCUUCAUAUUUGGUAUGCAUGUGUAUAUGGACAAGGCCUUUCCAUAUGCACAAAAAUUUUGACCCCUGUGACCUUGACCUUGAAGUAAGGGGCCGCGUUUAGGUUUCGAAAUCUGCGUUUAGGUUUCAAAAAAUGCUCAUAACUUUUAUGUCCCUUGAGAUAUAAUCUUCAUAUUUGGUAUGCAUGUGUAUAUGGACAAGGCCUUUCCAUACGCACACAAAUUUUGACCCCUGUGACCUUGACCUUGAACUUAGGGUCCGUGUUUAGGUUUCGAAAUCUGCGUUUAGGUUUCGAAAAAUACUCAUAACUUCUAUGUCCCUUGAGAUAUAACCUUCAUAUAUGGUAUGCAUGUGUAUAUGGACAAGGCCUUUCCAUACGCAAACAAAUUUUGACCCCUGUGACCUUGACCUUAGGGUACGCAUUUAGGUUUCGAAAUCUGCGUUUAGGUUUCGAAUUAAAGCUCAUAACUUCUAUCAAGUGUUUAUAGGGGGCAUAAGUCAUCCUAUGGUGACAGCUCUUGUUUUUAUCCUAGUGCCAUUCUACAGUUUUCUUGAUCACAUUAAAUUGUUAAGUCUACUUUUGCUUCCAGAAGUUCUGAGAAUACAUUCUAAUCAUUGUCAAGUGUUGCUAUUUAACAUUGUAUUGUUAAUACUGAACUUUAAUGAUAACAUUUACCAUUUAAUUCUGCAAGGUUUGAUAUCCUCAGCAUUUUCUGCUUGGUUAGCUGUUGGUCAAAUUCAACUCUUCUGCAUCAUUUGUUUGGUGUCACUAAUUGAUUACGACCAUAUUUUAUUAUGAGCAAAUCAUUUCAAAUGGAUUUAUAUAACAUAUAAGAUUUUUUUCAAAUCAGAUUUUAUCCAAACUUGUGUGAUAUAAAAAUAUGACCAUAAAAUCUUUGAAUUUGAGCAAAAUCAAAAUGCAUAUGAGUAAGACUCCCUUUUUUUACACAACAAUAAAAUUGCAAAUACAUAUGUGUGCAGUAUUGAAAAUUAUUUGUUAUCCAAUCCUGACCAAAACAAGACAGGAUUUGUAUGAAAUUAAGACUUAGAAUUAAAAUUAACAUGUUCAUUAAGCUGGAUGAGCUGGUCGUUGCUUAUGCCCAAAACCCUGGACCACCAUGGACCUUUUGUUGAGUUGUUUUUCAUUCGAAUAGUAACAUUACAGGUAAACAAAAACUACUAGAUAACUAAGACACAUGAACAUGAUUUUCAAUAUUGUUUUAAUUUUAAUUGUUAUUUAAUAGUCAACACUCCUAGAGACAAUUGGCUUUUGUGAGGAUUAACUGCAACUACAUGUAGUCUACAAGUUUGUUUAACUUUUCAUAUUGUAUUCACCCAGUCUGAAUGAAUUGAACUGAACAAUUGUUAUUCUAUUGAAACUUUUGUUGAGUACAUAAUAUUUAAUAUAUCAGGAACACAUGUUAGUGACUUUUCAAAUAAAUUCUAUCAAAAGUA
Messenger RNA from Dreissena polymorpha, 11594 nucleotides. Its product is annotated as ral GTPase-activating protein subunit alpha-1-like. The coding region runs from base 86 to 6322 and encodes 2078 amino acids. Gene Ontology annotation, cellular component: nucleus; cytoplasm. Gene Ontology annotation, biological process: regulation of small GTPase mediated signal transduction; positive regulation of GTPase activity. Gene Ontology annotation, molecular function: GTPase activator activity. The record is from RefSeq and is a predicted model, not a curated record. NCBI's taxonomy places the organism in Eukaryota, Metazoa, Mollusca, Bivalvia, Myida, Dreissenidae. The transcript has 48 exons.